Lasiodiplodia theobromae is the source of this 1776-nucleotide messenger RNA. RefSeq lists its product as uncharacterized. The transcript has a single exon. The coding region runs from base 1 to 1776 and encodes 591 amino acids. The record is from RefSeq and is a predicted model, not a curated record. Lineage: Eukaryota; Fungi; Ascomycota; Dothideomycetes; Botryosphaeriales; Botryosphaeriaceae.
AUGGUCCACACCAACCCCGACCGCCCCGGCAGCCCGCCCCAGAACCCCGACGCCACCCAAGGCGACUCUUCCAACACCAACGCAAGCCACGAAGCAAAGCCUCCAUUCUCGAGGAGCAUCACAAUGGGAGGAACAACACCGGUUGCGCAGGAAAAGAAUGGACAGUCUCAUAUCACCGGUUCUGGGCCCAUCCCAUUCAAUUUGAGCGGUAGCCCCCAGACCACUCCGCCCCCGGUGGUCGUCCCGAAGACCCGGCGCGCUCUCCCGCUUGAUGGGGAGACCACAGUUCAGCAGCACGGUCAGGAAAACUCGCACAAGGCGCCGGAGUCCCUGGCCUCUCGUAAGGGCCUGACAGGCAAGAAUCCUGGCGGCCUCACGCUCUCCACUGCCUCAACGGUCGUUGACGACGCUCCGAGGGAGUCUGCUUCAGUCACGCAGCACCCUAUUCACGAUGUUCCCACUACUCCUGCUGGACCUUCAUCGCAGGACGCCCUGAAGACCCCGACCAAGUCUGCCGGAUCCGCCAAGCACGAGGCGUUCCAGCUGCCUAUUCGACAGGCCAAGAUCGACGCUGUCAUCGCUGAGGAGUCAGAGGAGAGCAAGGAGGAGGCUAGCGAGCAGCCGAAAGAGUCCAGCAAGCUAUCAGAGGAAGCCGACAAGCAGCCGCAGGAUGCCAACACCAGCGUCGCUGCCACUUCUCUCCCCACCGACGGCAGCGCCCCCAGCGGCCCCAGUGCCCCCAGCACCCCCACCAUCGCAUCCCUCCAGGCCGAAAUCGCCCGCCUCCAGGCUGAGAACGCCUCCCUCCAAUCCACCCUCACCGCCGCCGCCGCCGCCGAAACCGACACCCACGCGCGCUAUCACGUCCUGCACACCCGCGCCCUCCGGUCCGACCGCGAAAACCGCCAGUCCACCCUUCUCGCCGACCGCGUCCACCGCCACGGGCAGCGCGCGCACGACCGCGCGCAGCAACUGCUCACGCUCUACACCCGCGCCUACAACGACCACCGCGCCGCGCUGUCCUCGGGCAAAGACUGGAAAGCGCGGGCCGAGGCGGCUGAGAAGGAGAAGGCGGGGCUGCUGGACCGCGCGUUGGAGGCGGAGAGGGAGGUGGGGGAGUUGCGGAAGUGGCGGGCGGAGGCGCAGGUGGAGGGGGAGGGGUUGUGGGAUAAGGCGGAGGGGUUGUUGGCGAGGGUGGGGAAGGUGGAGGGGGAGUUGAGGGUUGAGAGGGAGAAGGCGGCGAAGUAUAGGAGGAGGUAUGAGGACUUGAAGAUUGAGAAGGAGGAGAGGGAGAAGAGGGAGAAGGAGGGCCAGACACAGCAGGGCCAGGGUCAGAUUGGUCAGGGCCAGGGCCAGGGCCAGACGGACCAGAUCCAGCAGGGCGAGAACCAGCAGGGCCACAACCAGCAAGUUGGUGGAAUUGUGGCGGACAUUGCGGCGAGGGUCAUCGGACGCGUCAACAACGAGUUCGAUCGCAUCCUCGAGGAUGUCUACGGCACGGACGUCGCCAAGGAGAAGAUGGCGCAGGUCGGCUGGUUGGCGCAAGACCCGGUCAUCCACGAGCCACUGGAGCUGGAGAUGGACGACGAGAAGGAUAUGGAGGAGCGCGAGAAGGAGCUUGGCGGCUUCUUCAACUACUUUCACCAGCGCGGAGAGUUUGUCAAGAACGCCGGCAUGGAUGCCACCGAGGAACAGUUCAACAAGGCCAUGAAGAUGGAGGCGAGGGCUCGCGAGGAGGUUCGUCGCCUGGGCCGCAAGAGGACGAAGUCCUUCUAG